AUGAAUAAUAAAGUAAAAGAAGUGAAAAAGGAAUUAAAAUCUCUGAAUGUGACUGAAAAGCCAAAGCUAAAUGUGUUGUGCAUGCAUGGCUAUCGGCAAAAUGCUGAGCAAUUUAAAAAUAAAAUUGGAUCAUUUCGCAAGUUUCUAAAACCUCAAGCAAAUUUUGAGUUUAUUAAUGCGCCGCACCAAGCAAAAGCUCUUGAAGAGGGAGGUGAAGUGAUUGAAGGGCAGUGUGGAUGGUGGUUUAACCAAGUAGACGGUACUUUCAACAUAGAGCAAGGUUUGGGUUUACAUGGUUUUGAUGAAAGUUUGAAAUGCCUUGAGGAAACGUGGCAGCAAGGGAAUUACGAUGGAAUUCUCGGCUUUAGUCAAGGAGGAAGUUUUCUUUCUGUCGUAUGUGCAAUGAGUCAGAAAUCUCUUACACCAAUCAAUCCCAAAUUCAUAAUCCUCGUCAGUGCAUUCAAAUCUGUUUCAUCUCAACACGAUUCAUUUUAUGAGGAAAAAAUUAAUAUUCCGUCACUUCAUGUGUCAGGAACGUCAGACCAAGUUAUACCUCACAGCAUGCAUUUGCUUUUAGAAGAAGCUUUUGUCGAUCCAGUAAUAUUUCAUCAUGAAAGUGGUCAUCACCUACCAGCAACUGUUGAUGAGAAACCAACGUACAAGAAGUUCUUCGAAGAACAGAUUAAAAGGCUUUAUCCGGAAAGUUUAAAGUGAAGACUUACAAGUAAGUAUUAUUGCAACAAACUCAUUCAGGAAUCAACUCAAGUUACAUGAAAGUGAAACCAUAGAAAAUAAUGCUUGCUUUAUGAACUUUGUGCAUUGCAUUUACAAUGUUUCCUAAUAGAUUAUGAUGAAUUUUCUUCAUCAUUGCAUUAAAAAAAAUUAUCUACAAUGAUAAAAAAUUCAUAAACCAAGCAAACUCUUCCUAAA
Clunio marinus is the source of this 930-nucleotide messenger RNA. Lineage: Eukaryota; Metazoa; Arthropoda; Insecta; Diptera; Chironomidae. The record is from the annotation of a GenBank genome assembly.